Molecule: messenger RNA, 753 nt
Organism: Hippopotamus amphibius kiboko
Lineage: Eukaryota; Metazoa; Chordata; Mammalia; Artiodactyla; Hippopotamidae
Gene: ZNF892
Product: zinc finger protein 892
Exons: 4
Coding region: 1-753 (250 amino acids)
Biological process (GO): regulation of transcription by RNA polymerase II
Molecular function (GO): RNA polymerase II cis-regulatory region sequence-specific DNA binding; DNA-binding transcription factor activity, RNA polymerase II-specific
Source: RefSeq, a predicted model, not a curated record
AUGGAGCCUAAGGGCAGAGACCUGCCUGACAGCAUCCAGGUGCUGACAAUCCAUGCAAAACGCGGGGAGGAAGCACCAAGAAUUCAUACAGGAGAGAAACCUUACAAAUGUCAUGAAUGUGGGAAAGCCUUCAGUCACCGCUCAGCCCUCAUUCGGCAUCAUAUAAUCCAUACUGGGGAGAAACCCUAUGAAUGCAAUGAAUGUGGGAAGGCCUUUAAUCAGAGCUCAUACCUCACUCAACAUCAGCGAAUUCACACUGGAGAGAAACCUUAUGAGUGUAAUGAAUGUGGGAAGGCCUUCAGCCAAAGCACAUUCCUUACCCAGCAUCAGGUCAUUCACACUGGAGAGAAACCCUAUAAGUGUAAUGAAUGUGGGAAAGCCUUUAGUGAUCGCUCAGGCCUUAUUCAGCACCAGAGAACUCAUACUGGGGAGAGGCCUUAUGAGUGUAAUGAAUGUGGGAAAGCUUUUGGAUACUCCCUUAUUCGUCAUCAGAGGACACACACUGGAGAGAAACCUUACAAGUGUAAGGAUUGUGGAAAAGCUUUUAGCCAGAGCUCAUCUCUUACAAAGCAUCAGAAAACUCACACUGGAGAAAAACCCUAUAAGUGUAAGGAAUGUGGAAAAGCCUUCAGCCAGAGUUCAUCCCUUUCUCAACAUCAGAAAAUUCAUUCUGGAGGGAAAACUGAAGAAUAUGGAAAAGCCUUUAGUGGGCAUUCAGCCUUUGGCCAGCAGAAGAGAAUUCAUACUGGAUAA